AUGAGUUGGGAGAACCAGAGCCAUGUGUCCAUGUUCCUCCUCCUGGGGCUCCCCAUCCGGCCAGAAGAGCAGGGCAUGUUUUUUGCCCUGUUCCUGGGCAUGUACCUGACCACGGUGCUGGGGAACCUACUCAUCAUCCUGCUCAUCAGGCUGGACUCCCGCCUCCACACCCCCAUGUACUUCUUCCUCAGCCACUUGGCCUUCACUGACAUCGCCUUCUCGUCGGUCACUGUGCCGAAGAUGUUAAUGAGCAUGCAAACUCGAGACCAAUCCAUCCCCUAUGCAGGAUGUAUAGCACAGAUGUAUUUUUUCAUACUCUUUGGCUGCCUUGACAAUUUCCUUCUUGGAGUGAUGGCAUAUGACAGGUAUGUGGCCAUCUGCCGCCCACUGCACUACAUCUCUGUCAUGAGGGAGGAACUGUGUAUCUCAUUGGUGGCUGGGUCUUGGAUUUUCUGCUGUGCUCAUGCCCUGUUACACACGGUCCUCUUGAAGAAGACCAUGAGAAGGGAUAAUCAGAGCAGUGUGUCUGAAUUCCUCCUCCUGGGGCUCCCCAUCUGGCCACAGGACCAAGACCUAUACUAUGCCCUGUUCCUGGGCGUGUACCUGACCACGGUGCUGGGGAACCUGCUCAUCAUCCUGCUCAUCAGGCUGGACUCCCACCUCCACACCCCCAUGUACUUCUUCCUCAGCCACUUGGCCUUCUCGUCGGUCACUGUGCCAAAGACGCUGCUGAACAUGCACACACACAGUCAAUCCAUCUCAUAUGUUGGGUGCAUCUCCCAGAGUUUUUUUUUCUUAUUGUUUGGGAGUCUCGACAGCUUCCUUCUCACCUCCAUGGCCUACAACAGGUAUCUGGCCAUCUGUCACCCCCUGCACUACACCACCAUCCUGAGUCCAAGUCUCUGCUUCCUACUAGUAAUUGUGUCUUGGGUCUUAGCCUUUGCUAUUGCCCUCUUACACACCCUCCUUCUAGCCCAGCUCUCUUUCUACAAAGACAACGUUCUCCUUCAUUUCUUCUGUGACCUCUCCACCUUACUGAAGCUGUCCAGCUCAGACACCCGCGUCAAUGAGCUGGUUAUCCUCACUGUGGGAACUGUGGUCAUCACUUUGCCAUUCAUAUGCAUUCUGGUGUCUUACGGCUACACUGGGGCCACCAUCCUGAGAACGCCUUCCAUCAAAGGGAUCUGCAAAGCCUUUUCCACAUGUGGCUCUCACCUCACUGUGUUUUCUCUGUACUAUGGAGCAAUUAUUGGACUGUACUUUUUCUCCUCAUCUAGUACCACUAGUGACAAGGAUGUCAUUGUGGUUGUGUUGUAUAGUCUGGUCACACCCAUCUAUAGUCUAAGGAAUCUGGACAUGAAAGGAGCUCUAGGUAAUGUUUUUAGCAGAGGAAGAAGAUUCUCACCAUGA
Messenger RNA from Lepus europaeus (European hare), 1410 nucleotides. RefSeq names its product olfactory receptor 1J21-like. NCBI's taxonomy places the organism in Eukaryota, Metazoa, Chordata, Mammalia, Lagomorpha, Leporidae. The record is from RefSeq and is a predicted model, not a curated record. Gene Ontology annotation, molecular function: olfactory receptor activity; G protein-coupled receptor activity. Gene Ontology annotation, biological process: G protein-coupled receptor signaling pathway. Gene Ontology annotation, cellular component: membrane.